Ciona intestinalis (vase tunicate) is the source of this 1698-nucleotide messenger RNA. The record is from RefSeq and is a predicted model, not a curated record. NCBI's taxonomy places the organism in Eukaryota, Metazoa, Chordata, Ascidiacea, Phlebobranchia, Cionidae.
UUGUUGUAAUUGGGGCGCCCUCUAUACAGCAACAUAGAUAUAUAAAGAGCCGCAUGUGUGCCGUGUGGUGUACUGUAGUUUGUAUAAUGUACAUCUCAAAUUAAAGUGAAACUUAUUUCUCUGAUCUACAAAAUAUUACAUACGUAACCAUCAAACCAUGAAGGUAAAAGUUCUAUCUAGAAACCCUGAUGAUUACCUGCGAGAAACUAAACGUGACAUACACAAAGUUUUCCGCAACUACAACCCUGUCCUCCACCCCUUUGAGGCUCCAAGAGAGUAUAUGAGAGCUUUGAAUGCUACGAAACUUGACAGAGUCUUUGCUAAACCGUUUCUAGCUUCACUAGAUGGACACCGUGACGGUGUUUGCUGCUUAUGUAAACAUAGAAAGAGAUUGAGUUAUUUAUUUUCGGGAUCCUGUGAUGGAGAGAUACGUCAAUGGAAUCUCACUAACAGGCAAUGUAUCCGAACAUUACAAGGUCAUACUGGGUUUGUAAGAGGUUUAGCAUGUUCACCAGAUGGAAAGAGGUUCAUAUCAGUUGGUGAUGAUAAAACAGUAAAACAUUGGAACUCAGAUCCUCUCAGUGAAGAAAGAGACAUUCCUAUCAACACAGUGGUAGCUAAGUCCCUGUAUACUGGUGUUGAUCACCAUUGGACGGAUUCAAUAUAUGCAACAUGUGGACAAUCUGUUGAUAUUUGGAAUAUGGAACGUUCAGAACCUGUCAGAGUUUAUAAAUGGGGGAUGGAUUCAAUUCAAAGUGUCAAGUUUAAUCCUGUUGAAACUAAUCUGUGUAUAAGCACAGUUUCUGACCGAAGCAUCAGACUUUAUGACAUUAGAGCUGCGGUGCCUCUCAAUAAAGUAACAUUAAAACUUCGAAGUAAUGUUGCUGUGUGGAAUCCCAUGGAAGCAUACAAUUUCACUGCUGCCAAUGAAGACCAUAACUUAUAUACAUUUGAUAUGAGAAAAUUGGAUUUUGCAUUGAAUGUCCACACCGAUCACACCGAUGCUGUGCUUGAUGUUGAUUAUUCACCAACUGGUCGCGAACUUGUAUCUGGGAGCUACGAUAGGACGAUACGAAUAUUUCCUGUGUCUGGUACUGGUCAUAGUAGGGAAGUGUAUCAUACAAAACGAAUGCAACGCGUAUUUACUGUAAAGUGGUCAGCUGAUAACAGGUAUAUUUUAUCUGGAUCUGAUGAAACAAAUAUUCGAAUGUGGAAAGCAAGGGCAUCAGAGAAACUUGGAAGGAUGACGCCUCGUGAAAAAGCAGCUGCUGAUUAUAAUGAAAAAUUAAAGCUGAAAUAUGCCUACCAUCCUCAAGUAAAGAGAAUUGCACGCCACAGACAUGUACCUAAAACUAUUUAUCAAGCUAUGAAAGAAAAGAAAUUGAUAAAAGAUUCUCAACGGAAAAAAGAGCAAAAUCUGAGAGCCAACAGCAAGCCAGGGACUGUUCCACGGGUGCCAGAAAAAUUAAAACACAUUGUUUUGCCACCACAAGAGUAAAUUGUUACAACAAAAGUUUUAUUACAAUUAACAACACAGUGAAGAACAUUGACAUAAUAAAAUACUGUAUUACCAACAACAUUAUGUGUAUUUAUCUUAAUGGCAUGUCUUGCAAUAUAUGAUUAAUGAACAUUGUUAAAUAUGUAGAAUGUGUUACAACAACUUAAACAUUAAAACAACAUGAAUAAAGCAAUAUACCA